CAAAUCUCCCGUAAAUACCACAGCGAAGCCAACAAGCAAAACCACUUUAGAAUUUAGAAUCCCCACUGAGCACCCACCCACUGUGCAGUCUGUGCGUGCGUACAGCUCAAUCAGACUCCUCAUUUCUCAGUUGUAUCUCAACUCCAUAACACAAGUAGUUUGCUGCUUAUAUGCUGCUCACUUCACUUUUUUUCCAACUGCAUUCUUUCGAAAUGUGGAAGCUUUGGUUUAUCUGCACCUUAAUUUCGCUUCUCUGCCUAAGCUCUUCCGUGGCUAAAGUUGCCGCUCAAGGAUUAAAGACCCGACAUAGUAAAUGGCUAACACUUAGCGGUAAGCCACCUUUGGUCAUAGCAAGAGGUGGGUUUUCAGGGGUUUUUCCGGAUUCCAGUUCUUAUGCAUAUCAGCUGGCGGUGGAGACUGGCUUGCCCAAUUUACACGUAUGGUGCGACUUGCAGCUUACCAAAGACGGACGUGGAAUCUGCCUUCCAGAUGUCAGGCUCGAAAAUGCUUCCGACAUUGACAGUGUUUACAGUGAUAGGCGCAACACGUAUUCUGUGGAUGGAGUCCCGCUUGAAGGAUGGUUUUCCAUGGAUUUCACCUUAAACGACCUGCAACCUGUCAAUCUGAAGCAGAGGAUAUAUUCCCGAGCCCCGAAUUUCGAUGGUACUCCAAUGCAAAUUCUUACGCCCAAUGAUGUUAUCAGUCUGGCAAAACCGCAAGGAUUAUGGUUAAGUGUUCCGCAUGAUGCAUUUUUUAGCCAACAUAAUCUGAGCAUGAGGAGCUACAUUGUUUCGGUAUCUAAACGCAUGGUAGUCAAUUAUAUUUCAUCACCUGAGGUGGGUUUCCUGAGAAGCAUCACGUCACGCUUCAGAACAAGCCCAACAAAGCUUAUAUUUCAAUUUUUGGGGCCUGAUGAUAUAGAGCCUACGACCAACCAAACAUAUAGCUUACUUAUAAUGAAUCUCAAACUUAUCAAAGAAUUUGCCACAGGAAUUCUUGUUCCAAAGAAUUACAUAUAUCCUGUAGACAACAGCCUCUAUUUACAGAAUUACUCGUCUCUUGUACUGGAUGCUCAUAAAGCUGGCUUGGAAGUUUUUGCAUCCAAUUUCAUGAAUGAUGCACCUUUACCGUAUGAUUACAGCUAUGAUCCCGUGUCCGAGUAUCUAUCCUUUGUUGACAACGGCCAAUUUUCUGUUGAUGGUGUGCUGUCCGACUUUCCAAUAACUCCAUCUGCAGCCAUAGAUUGCUUCUCACACAUGGGCAAAAAUAAGACAGUGCAAGCGGAACUUUUGAUUAUAUCUUCUGAGGGAGCUAGUGGAGAUUAUCCUGGUUGCACUGACAAGGCAUACGCUAAAGCUGUAUCUGAUGGUGUUGAUAUACUUGACUGUCCUGUUCAAAUGACAAAUGACGGGGUACCAUUUUGCUUGGGGUCAAUUAACCUCAGGGAUAAAACAAAUGCUGCUGAAUCAAAUUUCAGUAACAUGGCAACAACCAAUUCUGACCUAAACAUAAGGGACGGAAUUUUCGCAUACAAUCUCUCUUGGAGCCAAAUUCAGAUGCUAAAGCCUUGGGGGCACAUAUCUCAUUUUGAGCUUAGACAUGUUAAUUUACUUUCGGCCGAAAUUUCCGUGCAUCCUGUUAUCACAAGAUCUUCAGCAGGCAUUGACUGCAUAGAGGUGGACAACGCUGCUAUUUCUAAUCCAUUUUCGAAGUUUACACUCUUUCGAAAUCCAAGAGCCAGAAAUGACGGAAACCUAAUGCACCUAUCUGAUUUUUUGGAAUUCUCAAAAAACACAUCUUCUGUCUCUGGAGUGUUGAUAAGUAUAGAGAAUGCUGCCUACCUAGCUGAAAAACAGGGAUUAGAUGUAACGAGAGCGGUUUUGGAUGCAUUAGCGAAGGCUGGUUAUAAUAAUCAGACAGCCAAGAAGGUCAUGAUUAAAUCAAGUGAUAGUGCGGUGCUCUCGAAGUUUAAGUAUAGCGGCAAAUAUGAACUCGUUUACCUAGUUGAUGAGGAUGUCCGUGACAUCUUGAACUCAACUAUCUUGGAGAUAAAAAGAAUCGCAAACUCUGUGGUCAUCUCUAAAAAAUCUGUCUUUCCUUCUGAUCACCUCUUUCUCACUGGUGAAACAACAAUUGUUCCUAAGCUGCAGGCCUUCAAGCUCCCAGUCUACGUACAAUACUUUCGGAAUGAGUUUGUAUCUCAACCUUGGGACUUCUUCUCAGACCCAUAUGUGGAGAUUAACACCCAUGUCUUUUAUAUGGGAAUUAAUGGUGUCAUUACAGACUACCCUGGUACAGCUUCUAAGUUCAGAAGGAACCGUUGUCUAGGAUAUGAAAGUCCACCACCAUACAUGUCUCCUGUUCAGCCAGGGGGUCUUAUUCCCCUUAUGGCAACCACAUUCUUGCCUCCAGCUCAGCCUCCGAACCCUAUUCUGACAGAAAACGAUGUGGUCGAGCCUCCUCUGCCACCUGUCGUGCAGAGGCCUCCCACUGGUGGAAAUCUCAGUGGCUCGGUUGCGCCUGGUCCAGUUCGCCCAGCCAACGGGCAGCCUGCAAUCAUUAGAAGCUCGAAGCUUGGUGUUUUUCUUGCUGUCCUUGUUUCUAUUCUCUGCCUAUCAGGUUAAAAGCCUAAUUUUUUUAUCAUGAUAUGACCGGUUCGGCCGUAUUUUGGCCCGGGCUCAGUUGGAUCAAUUAAUUAAAUUAGCUUGAGAAUUUGGUUAUGAUUUCUAUAGAAUAUUUCGGUAUAUAUGGAUGAUAUCUAAUUUUAUUUGAAUAUUCUUAGAUUCUAAAGAAGUAUAUGGAAACCUUGCCUUGUUUUGGUGGCAAGUUAUUAAUAUCUUAUAAAUAAGGGUUUAAGGUUCACUUUCAAACACAACUUGCAAUUUCUACAAAUUACAUGAUAUAUUCGGUGAUUUUAUGACUGACUUGAGCGUACCAUACCAGUGGCGGCUAUGUCAGGGGCCUCUCCCGGCGCUUGUAGGUCUUUUUGGUUCGUGGUUUUCUAGGCAUUCGAAGCGCAACAGUUAGUUUGAAAACUCGAUGGGCCGGUAUUCUAGGCACAUCAAUAUUGGUGUUGUCUGUAGGAAAAUUGAGUUGACAAAGCGAUGAUCGAAGAUCAAUUGAGGAUGAAUUAAAAUGUGGUUAAGAAUAAC
Messenger RNA from Striga asiatica, 3152 nucleotides. Lineage: Eukaryota; Viridiplantae; Streptophyta; Magnoliopsida; Lamiales; Orobanchaceae. The record is from the annotation of a GenBank genome assembly.